Loxodonta africana (African savanna elephant) is the source of this 4003-nucleotide messenger RNA. It is a transcript of the gene STX1B, whose product is annotated as syntaxin 1B. The coding region runs from base 157 to 1023 and encodes 288 amino acids. The record is from RefSeq and is a predicted model, not a curated record. Gene Ontology annotation, biological process: intracellular protein transport; synaptic vesicle fusion to presynaptic active zone membrane; exocytic insertion of neurotransmitter receptor to postsynaptic membrane. NCBI's taxonomy places the organism in Eukaryota, Metazoa, Chordata, Mammalia, Proboscidea, Elephantidae. Gene Ontology annotation, cellular component: SNARE complex; plasma membrane; endomembrane system. The transcript has 10 exons. Gene Ontology annotation, molecular function: SNAP receptor activity; SNARE binding.
CCAGCCGCCCCUGGUCCCGCCCCCGGCAGCGGGCCCCCUCCAGCAGCUCCGGUGCCCCCCGGCGCCCCUAGACCCCGGCCCUCAGCACCUGGGCAGGAGGCAGGGAGCAACAGCAGAGGCAGGAGGACGAGGAGGAGGAGGAGGAGCCGUCGCAGGAUGAAGGAUCGGACUCAGGAGCUGCGGAGUGCGAAAGACAGUGAUGAUGAGGAGGAGGUGGUCCAUGUUGACCGGGACCACUUUAUGGAUGAGUUCUUUGAACAGGUGGAAGAGAUCCGGGGCUGCAUCGAGAAACUGUCGGAGGAUGUGGAGCAGGUGAAAAAACAGCAUAGUGCCAUCCUGGCCGCCCCCAACCCAGAUGAGAAGACCAAACAGGAGCUGGAGGACCUCACAGCAGACAUCAAGAAGACGGCCAAUAAGGUUCGGUCCAAGUUGAAAGCAAUCGAGCAAAGCAUUGAACAGGAGGAGGGGCUGAACCGUUCCUCCGCGGACCUGCGCAUCCGUAAGACCCAGCACUCCACACUCUCCCGGAAGUUCGUGGAGGUAAUGACCGAAUACAACGCGACCCAGUCCAAGUACCGGGACCGCUGCAAGGACCGGAUCCAGAGGCAGCUGGAGAUCACCGGAAGGACGACGACUAAUGAAGAACUGGAAGACAUGCUGGAGAGCGGGAAGCUGGCCAUCUUCACGGAUGAUAUCAAAAUGGACUCGCAGAUGACAAAGCAGGCGCUGAACGAGAUUGAGACGCGGCACAACGAGAUCAUCAAACUGGAAACCAGCAUCCGUGAGCUGCAUGACAUGUUUGUGGACAUGGCCAUGCUCGUGGAAAGCCAGGGUGAGAUGAUUGACCGUAUUGAGUACAACGUGGAACAUUCUGUGGACUACGUGGAGCGAGCUGUGUCGGACACCAAGAAAGCUGUGAAAUAUCAGAGCAAGGCCCGGAGGAAGAAAAUCAUGAUCAUCAUUUGCUGUGUGGUGCUGGGGGUGGUCUUGGCGUCGUCCAUUGGGGGGACGCUGGGCUUGUAGACCCCACACCCCGUCUCUCCCAGACCCCUCCCCCACCACAUUGGGAGCAAUACCCCCACCAUCCCUUUCACUCCAUCCCCUGCUCCAGGCUCACCCCUAAGACAGACCCAGGCAGCCCCAUCCCUUCCUCCACCCCCACGUCAGACCCUGGAGUUCCUGGUCCUCACCCUGACAUAGACCACUGCCCCCUUCCCCCGCACGUAGAUAGCAGCAGGCGUGAGUACACAUGCACACCAACAUGCAUGCCGCCGGCACAUGCUUGAGACGUGUGGAUACCCCAGCGUGUGCGUGUACGUGUGUAGAUGUGUGUAGAUGCACCACAUUGCCCCCCGUCCCCCCCGAAGUCUGUGUGUGGCCUGAUUUCCCCCCUCACCCCGGGGUGUUGUGUAGACUGUGGUCGAGUAUAACACAGCAGCCCACCAAGUCCUGCUCUGUCUUCUCUGUGUGUGUGUGUGUCUGUACAUAGAUCCAUGGACACAGCAUUUGUGUACGUGGAGUUUUGUGUUUGAAUCUAAUGCAACAGCACUUCCCCCACUGGCAUCCCUAACCUGUGUCUGCUACAGAUGGGGCAGGUGGUGUGUACAGAGGCUCACAUUCACAUUACUAGAGGAUCCAGUUUGUCCAAAUACACAGGGGCCCAUGGUGGACACCCAGCGUGAUGUGGAGCAGACCCUCCUGGGCUGUUACGUGUCCUGGGGAGGGAGAGAGAGAGAGAGAGAGAGAGUGUGUGUGUGUGUGUGUGUGUGUGUGUGUGUGUGUGUGUGUGUAAGCCGAUGGGGUUCAGCCGAAGUGGGUGGACACAUACACGUGGAACUAACCUAGCUCAGCCUGUAUAUAUAUGUGAAUUUCCCCCCAUAGGUAGCAGAGACUGUGUGAGGGACAUGUGUCUCAGGAGGUACCUGAACUGUCGAUAGGUCUUCUCCUCCCCACAAUUUGUACUGGACAUCUGUUUUGGGUGGACACAGAAAUCUAUAUUUCUAUUCUACCUAGAAUACAGUAGUGUGAAUGUGUGUGGGGGGGAGAGCUUUCUAAAUAGUGUGUUUCUGCCCCACUGUGUACUCUGCAUAUACACACAUGUUUAUCUUGAAGGAUAUGUAACCCAGCCAAGUUUGACCAUCUGUAUUUGUUUGCCCCUCCCCAAGAGCUGCUUGCCAGUAUGUGGUCAUGAGCGUACACACUGAUCCAGCAAUAUUGGGCAACCGGGGCUCCCUGCCCUGCAAGGCCUCAGGGGCUCUUGCACACAUGCCCGGGUCCUUAUCUUCUCUCUGUCUCUGCCUGUGGGGAGGCUGGCACCAUGAAAGUUGGUACCCCUCAGAGCACACACACAUGCCAAGGCUGAGGAGGACCCGUGAAGGUGGCUACACCCAGGCACCCACAUACAUGCCAGAGCCCAUGAGCAUGCAACUGUUGGCAUGGUGACUGUACAGGCCUGCACCCAUGCACACACAAAUGCCUCCUGGAGCAGCUUUUUGUGGCAAUGUCAUCCAGGAGGCAAGGUGUGGAGGGCUGUCCCAGGCAGAUUGAAAAUCAGAGCCCCGCCCCUUCCUGCCUGUGCCACCUCCCACGUACUUACCUGGAAGAAGCCACUGUUUGUCCCCACUGCUCGAAUCUCACCCCCUGGGCUCCAUCUCAGGGACCUUGGGUUUGCAGAACUGGUUAUUUCAGACGUACUGGAGUGGCCAGUGUGGCAGCAACCACUCAGGGCGGGCUAGGUCCCAUCCGCUGAACACCUCUCCUGCUAAAAUGUCAGUGAUAGACGCUCCCCCAACCAGGGCGAGAUUGAGAGUGGGACUCAGGCCUGAGUUUCUGAUGGUGAGGAAAGGGCCAGCUCCUCCCUCAUUGUGUCUUGAGAUACGCUCACGCUCACACAUUCUUCAGCCAACCAGGUGAGUUUGUGUUUUUGGUGACAGGUAGGUGGUAUACAGGGCAGAAGACAAUGUUAGAAGCCCUUCUCUCCAUGCCUAGGAAAAUGGACUCACAGGUUGAAGACAAGUACAUGAACGUGCUGUGCCCUGGGGUGGGCUGUACAUGUGUGCAAGGUGAGGGACUCAGGUGUGUGUAUGGAUUUCCCAGGGUCCUAUAGCAAGGGGGAAGCAUGUGUGGAUGUUGUAUGGUGUGAGUGAAUUUGAAUGUAAUUUCCCAGAACCCGAUGCGCCUCCCCACCCUUGCCCUGGCUCAGACAGACUGCCUCUCCUCUGUCCCUCCCCACUCUGGCCUGUGUGAGUGUCUGUGUGGCCAUGUGUGUAAUCCCCCAGGUCGGCUGUCCUGAGGAGGCCAGCCAGCCUGUCCAUUCCCAGAAUGCCGUUCUGAAGACAGGUGUCUAACUGCCCUGUGUCUGACUGCCAGUUCCGCUCCUAUCUCAGGCUCCUUUGGGCAUACCAGAGCAGGACCCAGCACCCCCCGCCCCCCACCUUCUUCCUUGGGGCUGCAAGAGGAGGACGGAGCUGUGGCUGGAGUGAUGCUACUGCCUCCUUGAGUAGUAUUAGGCCCACAGCUGCCCAUCUCUGGGCCCGGUUGGACCAGGGGACCCAGAGGGUCUGCUGUGCCCUAACAUUCCACAAGCUGCACACAUCGUAUGAUGUGUUUGCUUGUUGGCUGCUGUGUGUGUCCUGGAAUGUUGUCUGGGGGCUGACGUCUUUUGCAUGCUCUUGGACAAGCGUGUGCUGUCCACCCUCCGUGCACCUACAACCAUCAAGCCCAUGUGUGCCCUGUGGAUGGUCCCGGGCCUGGCCAGAGCUCUAUGCUCCCCUCUUCCCUUCGUCCCAGCCCUGCCUCUCACAAAGCACACUGCGUGUCCAUCCCAUGUGCCCGUGGGUUGAUGCACGCUCUUGCCACGCCUUGAGCGUGUACAUAUGAUGUGUUCUAUGCAUUCACCCUGCCUCCUUCCAGCCGACCCCACAGAGGACAAGAUGGCUGGCUCCCGCUCCUUUCUCCCCGCCCGUCUCUUGCCUGCUGUGGAGCUCUGUGCGUUGGCGUGUUU